Tilletiopsis washingtonensis is the source of this 5126-nucleotide messenger RNA. RefSeq names its product putative ARO1-Pentafunctional AROM polypeptide. Gene Ontology annotation, biological process: aromatic amino acid biosynthetic process; chorismate biosynthetic process. The transcript is spliced from 4 exons. Gene Ontology annotation, molecular function: shikimate kinase activity; shikimate 3-dehydrogenase (NADP+) activity; 3-phosphoshikimate 1-carboxyvinyltransferase activity. Gene Ontology annotation, cellular component: cytoplasm. The record is from RefSeq and is a predicted model, not a curated record. NCBI's taxonomy places the organism in Eukaryota, Fungi, Basidiomycota, Exobasidiomycetes, Entylomatales. The coding region runs from base 38 to 5059 and encodes 1673 amino acids.
CGCUCCUUCCCGCCGUCACCUCCAUCUCUCUCCCAGCAUGGCGUCCGGCCUCAAGGCGGCCUCGUACCAUGCGCCGCCCGUGCGCUCGCCUGCGGGCGCAGACAUCAACGUCAUCCGCUGUCUCGACGCCUCCAUCCAUCUCGGCUUCCACCUCGCCUCUCACAUCGCCGACGUGCUCGUCGAGCAGGUGCCCAGCAGCACCUACAUCCUGCUGACCGACACGCGCCUUGCCACGCUGCAUGCGCCCGCGCUGCUCGAUGCGCUGCACGCCAAGCUGCGUGCCGCCAGCGGCGCCUCGCGCGUCCUCACGCGCGCCAUCCCGCCGGGCGAGGGCAGCAAGAGCCGCGCGACAAAGGCCGAGCUGGAGGACUGGAUGCUGGCGCAGGGCGUCACGCGCGACGCCGUCGUCAUCGCCCUCGGCGGCGGCGUCGUCGGCGACCUCUGCGGCUUCGUCGCUGCCACGUUCAUGCGCGGCGUGCGCUACGUGCAGGUGCCCACGACGCUGCUCGCCAUGGUCGACAGCGCCGUCGGCGGCAAGACGGCCAUCGACACGCCAAAGGGCAAGAAUCUCAUCGGCGCCUUCCACCAGCCGACGUUUGUCUUUGUCGACGCCGCGUACCUGCAGACGCUGCCUGAGCGCGAAUUCAGCAACGGCAUGGCCGAGGUGGUCAAGACGGCGGCCAUCUGGGACGCCGCCGACUUCCACAAGCUCGAGUCGUCCGCGCCUGCGAUCCGCUCCGCCGUUCUGGGCCCGUUCCCCGAGGGGCAAGCCGCCGACGCCGGGCGCGAGCUGGGCACGCGCAGCGAGGCGCAGACAUUGCUGCUCGACGUGAUCCGCGGCAGUGUCGGCGUCAAGGCGCACAUCGUGACCAUCGACGAGAAGGAAAUGGGCCUGCGCAACCUCGUCAACUUUGGGCAUUCGAUCGGACACGCCAUCGAGGCGGUGCUGACGCCGGACAUGCUCCACGGCGAGUGCGUCAGCGUGGGCAUGAUCCUCGAGGCCGAGAUCGCGCGCGGCAUGGUCGGGCUCUCGCAAGUCUCCGUCGGCCGUCUCUCGCGCUGCCUGCAGCAGUACAACCUGCCCAUCUCGCUCUCCGACGCGCGUAUUGCACGCCUCCCGCGAGCAGACGGCCUGAGCGUCGAGCGUCUGCUCGACAUCAUGCGCGUCGACAAGAAGAAUGCGGGCCACGAGAAGAAGAUUGUGCUGCUCUCGCGCAUCGGUGCCACCGCAGAGCAAAAGGCCAGCACGGUGCACGACAGCAUCAUCGAGCGCGUGCUCAGCGCCGGCGUGCGCGUCGUGCCGAUUGCCCGUUCGCCGCCCAAGGCCAGCGCCACGCUGCAGCCCCCGGGCAGCAAGAGCAUCUCCAACCGCGCCCUCGUGCUCGCCGCGCUUUCGAGCGGCACCUGCCGCGUGCGCAACCUGCUGCACUCCGACGACACGCAGGUCAUGAUGGCGGCGCUGCGCGACCUCAACGCCGCAGAGUUCGAGUGGGAGAACGAGGGCGAGACGGUCGUGGUGCGCGGCAACUCGGGCCGCAUGAGCCCGCCGGCCAAGGGCAAGGAGAUCUACCUGCAGAACGCAGGCACGGCGGCACGCUUCAUGACGGGCGUCUGCUCGCUCGUCGCCGCCGACGCGGCCGACUCGCACGUCGUCGUCACGGGCAACGCGCGCAUGAAGGAGCGCCCGAUUGGCGCCCUCGUCGAUGCGCUGCGCACCAACGGCACGAGCGUCGACUACCUCGGCUCGUCGGGCUGCCUGCCUCUGCGCAUUGCCUCCGGCGGCCUCGCGGGCGGCCACAUCCAGCUGAGCGCCAGCAUCAGUUCGCAGUACGUCUCCUCCAUCCUCCUCGUGGCGCCGUACGCACAGAAGGAAGUCACGCUCGAGCUCGUCGGCGGCGCCGUCAUCUCGCAGCCGUACAUCGACAUGACGCUCGCCAUGAUGCGUGACUUUGGCAUCGUUGCCGAGCGCCUCGUCGACGACGCAGGCAAGCCGAGAGAUGCGUACCGCGUGCCGCAGGGCGUCUACCAGGCGCCGGAGACGUACGACGUCGAGAGCGAUGCGAGCAGCGCCACGUACCCGCUCGCAUUCGCGGCCAUCAUGGGCACUGAGGUCGUCGUGCCCAACAUCGGCUCGGCAAGUCUGCAAGGCGAUGCUCGCUUCGCUCGUGACGUGCUCAAGCCGAUGGGCUGCGCCGUGGAGCAGGGUGCCUCGAGCACGACCGUGCGCGGCCCUGCCGUCGGCCAGCUGCGGCAGCUCGGCACAAUCGACAUGGAGCCCAUGACGGAUGCCUUCCUGACUGCGUCGGCGCUCUUCGCCGUCGCGGCGCCCGGCGUCAAUGGCGAGACGUCGACGCGCAUCACGGGCAUUGCGAACCAGCGCGUCAAGGAGUGCAACCGCAUCAAGGCUGUCAUGGACGAGCUGGCCAAGUUCGCCGUGCGCACAAUUGAGCACCCCGACGGCCUUGAGAUCUUCGGCGUCGCGCCCGCGCAGCUGCGUGCGGACGCCAGUGUGCACUGCUACGACGACCACAGGGUCGCCAUGGCGUUCAGCGUGCUUGCCGUGCUGGCGUCGGGCGGCUCGGGCGCCGUGAUGGAGGAGGCGCGCUGCACGGCAAAGACUUGGCCCAGCUACUGGGACGACAUCUCGCGCUCGCUCGGCAUCGCCUUCGUCGGCGCCGACAUUCCGAUUGUCCGCCCGGCGGCGUCCACCAGCGCCAAGCUGAGCACCAUCAGCGACAGUCUGACGCCCGUGCAGUACGCCCGCGAUGCGAGCAUCAUCUGCAUUGGCAUGCGCGCCUCGGGCAAGACGUACCUGGGAGGCUUUGGCGCUGCGGCUUUGCGGCGGCCCUUCCUCGAUGCGGACGUCAUCUUCAACGAGCGCUUCGUGCUCAACGACUUUGUCGCCACGCACGGCUGGCCGGCAUUCCGUGCCGCAGAGACGGAGAUCCUCAAGGAGCUGCUUGCCAACAAGAGCACCGGCCACCUCAUCUCGCUCGGCGGCGGCGUCAUCGAGAGCGCCGAGAACCGCGCGCUGCUGCAGGAAUACGCGCGAUCGCGCGGCCCCGUCGUGUACGUGAUGCGCGACGUCGAGGAGGUCGUCAAGUUCCUCGAGACGUCCGACCGGCCGGCGUUCGGCGAGCCGGUGCGCGACGUGCACAAGCGCAGAGUGCCGCUGCUCUACUCGUGCUCGAGCUACGAGCUGGUCAGCUACUCGGGCAGCUCGUUCGACGCCGAUGCAUUCGACGCCGAGACGGGCGCGGCCCUCUUCGAUGCCAACGACUCGGCGCUUGGUGCGCCGCACCGCUCCUCGUCCAUCCGUCCUGCGCAUGGCCUCGAGGCAGAGGUGGCGCGCUACUUCCGCUUCAUCGCCGGCGUCGAGACGAACCACGUGCCGGAGCUGGCCUCGGGACGCCCGACGUUCAUGCUCUGCCUCACGUUCCCCGACGUCACGCCCGCACUGCCGCUCAUGGAGCAGCUGACGUCCGGCGCCGACGUGAUUGAGCUGCGCGUGGACCUGCUCGACCCCUCCGGCACCGCUCCCACCACGCCGCAAGUGCCGGCCUUCGACUACGUGGCCGUGCAGCUGGCGGCCCUGCGGCAGCGCACCAACCUGCCGAUCAUCUUCACCGUGCGCUCCAAGAGCCAGGGCGGCAUGUUCCCGGACAACGCCGUCGAGGAGUACUUUGAGCUGCUCAAGCUGGGUCUCCGCCAGGGCUGCGAGUAUCUCGACGUCGAGCUGCGCUACCCCGAGGAGCGGCUCGAGACGGUCCGCGCGCACCGAGGACACACGAAGCUCAUUGCCUCGUGGCACGACUGGAGCGGCGCCUUGCGCUGGGACGCGGCGGACACGCUGGCCAAGUACGAGCUGGCCCUGCGGAUAGGCGACGUCGUCAAGAUCAUCGGGCGCGCGGACAGCAUGGCGGACAACGUGGCGCUGGAGCAGUUCCGCCUGCGCGUCGCCGCGCGCAGCGACGCCAAGCCGCUCAUUGCGCUCAACAUGGGCGUGGCGGGCCAGCUGAGCCGCGUGCUCAACUACACCAUGUGUCCCGCCACACACGCCGCCAUGCCGUUCCCCGCGGCUCCCGGGCAGCUCACCGUGGCGCAGCUGCACGCGGCGCGAGCCCUCGCCGGCGUCAUCCCCGCGCAGCAGUACGCGCUCUUCGGCACGCCGAUCAAGCACUCGCUCAGCCCGACGCUGCACAACACGGGCUUCAAGGAGCUCGGCCUGCCGCACCACUACGGCAUCAUCGAGGUCGACCACGUCAGCAGCGAGAUCAAGGCGUUCAUCCGGCAGCCCAACUUCGGCGGCGCGAGCGUAACGAUCCCGCUGAAGCUUGACAUCAUGGCCGAGCUGGACAGCAUCACGCCUCACGCGCGCGCCAUCGGCGCCGUCAACACGAUUGUGCCUCGGCGCGCCGGCGCCGGCCCCGCGCUGCUGGAGGGCGACAACACGGACUGGAUCGCCAUCACCGAGUGCUCGCGGCGCAACCUUUCGCCGCUGGCCCUCUCUUCGCCCGCGUUCACCGCGCUCGUCAUCGGCGCCGGCGGCUCGGCUCGCGCGGCCAUAUACGCCAUGCACAAGCUGGGCGCGCGGCGCAUCUUCCUCUUCAAUCGCACCAAGGCCAACGCCGACAAGCUGGCGGGCGAGGUGCCGGCCGAGUGGCACGUCGAGGUCGUCGCGAGCCUCGAGAGCCUGCCGUCGCAGCCCAGCGCAGUCGUCAGCAACGUGCCGGCAGACGGCACGAGCCUGGACGCGAGCAGCGGCGCAGGUGUCAUCCUCCCUGCGUCCAUCCUGAACAAUGCAGAGGGCGGCGUGGCGAUCGACAUGUCCUACAAGCCCUCGCACACGCCGCUCAUGGAGCUGGUGGAGCGCACCAACGCCGCCGCCUCGGCCAAGGCCGACCGGCACAACCUGCGUCAGGGCCGGCUGUGGACGGGCGUGCCGGGCCUCACGAUUCUCCUCGAGCAGGGCUGCCACCAGUUCCUGCGCUGGACGGGCCGCCAGGCGCCGCGUGCGGAGAUUGAGCGUGUCGCCUGGCAGCGCUACCGCGCCCAGUGAGGCGGCGUCUGUAAGCGCAGCGCCUCGGCGAGAGGUGGGAAAAGCAAAUAGAACGUCUAUGAGCGCA